Molecule: messenger RNA, 642 nt
Organism: Saprolegnia diclina VS20
Lineage: Eukaryota; Oomycota; Saprolegniomycetes; Saprolegniales; Saprolegniaceae
Exons: 1
Coding region: 1-642 (213 amino acids)
Source: RefSeq, a predicted model, not a curated record
AUGACGGUGGCCGACCACACGGUCGUCGUCUUUGACUGGGACGACACGCUCUGCCCGAGCUCGUGGCUCCAUGCGCAUGAGCUCCUGCCUACGUACCAAGGCCACGCCGUCGAGCUGCCGCCGUUCGUGCGCGACGUCCUCGCGAUGCUCGCCGAGAAGGUCUGCGACCUGCUCGUCGCGGCCAAUGCGCUUGGGCCCGUCUUCGUCGUGACCGCGGCCGAGGGCGGCUGGGUCGAGACGGCGUGCGCGCUCUACAUGCCGUCGGUCGGGUCGCUGCUCCAGCGGUCGCCCGACAUCCACAUCGUCUCGGCGCGCGCGUGGUUUGAAGGUACGUACGGCUCGGGCGGCGACGCGCGCCAUUGGAAGCUGGAGGUGCUCGGCGUCAUCGCGAGCAAGUGCUUCGUCUCGGGCGGCGGCAACCUCGUGUCGGUCGGCGACUCGCUCGCGGAGCGCGACGCUUGCCACGCCGUCGUGACCCACUGCCCAAACAUCCUCGCCAAGACGCUCAAGUUCAUCGACGUUCCGGACGUCCUCGAGAUCGCGUCGCAGGUCGAGCUGGCCUUUGGGUCGCUCCACCACAUGUGCGUGCACGACGACCACCUCGAUCUGCACAUCACGCGGGACCAGCUCCUCCGGCCCUAA